Molecule: messenger RNA, 2293 nt
Organism: Musa acuminata subsp. malaccensis (wild Malaysian banana)
Lineage: Eukaryota; Viridiplantae; Streptophyta; Magnoliopsida; Zingiberales; Musaceae
Product: HIPL1 protein
Source: RefSeq, a predicted model, not a curated record
ACCUCCUCCUCCUGCUCCUCCCUUGGACUUCACCAAAGGUGUCAAAGCAGGCUCUUCUUGAGCUGUGAUGGGGCCAGUGAUGAUGGCUUCACUGCCUCUUCUCCUCCUCUUCCUCUUCCUCCUCCCUCACUCCCUUGCUCUCCAACUGUGCACCGAUUCAAUGGCGCCUACGACCCUGAAAGCUCCUUUAUCCUUCUGUGCUUACGAUGGUAGCAGCUGCUGCAACUCGACCGAUGAUGCCGCACUCCGGAAGCAGUUUCAGUCUAUGAACAUCUCCGAUGCGGCCUGCGCGGCUGUCAUGAAAUCCAUCCUCUGCGCGCAAUGCGAUCCAUAUUCAGCUGAGUUGUUCGGAACUGAACCAAGGACAAGAACAAUUCCAUAUCUCUGCAACUCUACUGGCUCAGCAAGCUCUUCUCUGCACAACAACUCCAGCAAAGACUUCUGUAGAGAAGUGUGGGAUACUUGCAAAGAUAUUUCGACAAGGAAUUCUCCUUUUGCUGGGCUCCCAGUUUCUUCAUCCAAACUUACUGAUAUCUGGCAAUCUGCAACAGACUUUUGUAAAGCAUUUGGAGGAUCAUCUGGAGAUAAUACUCUAUGCUUCAAUGGUGACUCAGUUUCAUUCAACAGCAUCGCAGAUUCACCAACUCCUAAAGGUCUAUGUCUUGAGAGAAUUGGAAAUGGAUCUUACCUCAACAUGGUUGGUCACCCUGAUGGAUCAAAUCGUGUUUUCCUGUCAAACCAAGCUGGCAAAAUUUGGUUGGCAACUAUUCCAGAACAUGGAUCAGGUGGAACACUGGAACUCGAUGAGUCGAACCCAUUUCUUGAUUUAACUGAUGAAGUCAUCUUUGACACUGAACUUGGUCUAAUGGGUCUGGCAUUUCACCCAAACUUCACAACAAAUGGACGUUUUUUCGUUUCGUACAACUGCGAUAAGCUUCAAUCGGCAACCUGUUCUGGAAGAUGUUCAUGUAACUCUGAUAUAGGCUGUGAUCCUUCAAAACUUGGCACUGAUAAUGGUGCCCAACCAUGUCAAUACCAAACCGUUGUGGCUGAGUUCACUGCCAAUGAUUCCUCGACAACACCCUCCACAGCAUCAAGCGCGAAUCCAUUAGAAGUGAGGAGGAUUUUUACUAUGGGGCUUCCAUAUAUGGCUCAUCAUGGUGGCCAAAUUCUCUUUGGACCUGCAGAUGGCUAUUUAUACCUUAUGAUGGGAGAUGGUGGGAAUAUAGGAGAUCCUUAUAAUUUUGCUCAAAACAAAAAGGCAAUGCUUGGAAAAAUCAUGCGACUCGACAUAAACAACAUGCAGAGUCAGAAUCAAAUAAGUGAACUUGGUCUCUGGGGCAACUAUUCUAUACCAAAGGAUAAUCCCUACAUGGUUGAUAGCGAACUACAGGCUGAGAUAUGGGCAUUGGGUUUAAGGAACCCAUGGCGUUGCAGUUUUUAUGUAGAAAAACCAUCUUAUUUCUUCUGUGCAGAUGUUGGCCAGGAAUCAUACGAAGAAGUAAAUUUGAUCUCAAAGGGUGGAAACUACGGAUGGCGAGUCUACGAGGGACCUUAUCUUUAUCAUCCACCUCGGUCUCCCGGAGGUAAUACAUCACUUGGCUCCAUAAAUCCAAUCCUCCCUGUUAUGGGUUACAGCCGCUCCGAUAUAAACACCACUAUGGGCUCUGCAUCUAUCACCGGUGGUUAUGUCUACAGAUCAUUGACAGAUCCCUGCAUGUAUGGAAGGUACCUAUAUGCAGAUCUGUAUGGUGGAGCCAUGUGGGCAGGAAUAGAGGUCCCAGAAAACAGCGGAAACUACACCAGCACUAUGAUUCCCUUCAACUGUGCCAAAAACUCUCCUAUUCCUUGUGAUACGGUUCCUGGAAGUCCUCUCCCGUCCCUGGGAUUCAUAUACUCAUUUGGUGAGGACAAUAGAAAGGAUGUUUUCCUUCUUACAAGCGAGGGAGUGUACAGGAUUGUCCCACCGAGCCGCUGCAAUUAUGCUUGCCCAAAGGAGAAUACAACUGAUACUGGAAGUCCAGCUCCUGGCCAGUCUUCAUCUGCAUGUCAACUUGAGAUACUGCCGAGAAGACUGGUGUUGAUCCUGGAUAUGCUCCUCCUCCUCCUCCUCCUCCUCCGGUAGAGUUCUCAGUGAUAAGUUGAGGUAGAACCAUGUUUCAAUCUUACCAUAUCGACACUGUAGAUGAAAAUCUCGUUGGACAGUUGAGAAAAAUUCUUCCUUUUCACAUAUAUAAAUAAGACAUUGUGCUCAAUCAUUUGAAAGAUGUUUUGUGGAAUGAUUGUUUUAGAA